UUGUCCCAAAAUGGCGCCCUCAGUUACACUGCCGUUGACCACGGCCAUCCUGGCCAUUGCCCGGCUCGUCGCCGCCCAGCAACCGGGUACCAGCACCCCCGAGGUCCAUCCCAAGUUGACAACCUACAAGUGUACAAAGUCCGGGGGGUGCGUGGCCCAGGACACCUCGGUGGUCCUUGACUGGAACUACCGCUGGAUGCACGACGCAAACUACAACUCGUGCACCGUCAACGGCGGCGUCAACACCACGCUCUGCCCUGACGAGGCGACCUGUGGCAAGAACUGCUUCAUCGAGGGCGUCGACUACGCCGCCUCGGGCGUCACGACCUCGGGCAGCAGCCUCACCAUGAACCAGUACAUGCCCAGCAGCUCUGGCGGCUACAGCAGCGUCUCUCCUCGGCUGUAUCUCCUGGACUCUGACGGUGAGUACGUGAUGCUGAAGCUCAACGGCCAGGAGCUGAGCUUCGACGUCGACCUCUCUGCUCUGCCGUGUGGAGAGAACGGCUCGCUCUACCUGUCUCAGAUGGACGAGAACGGGGGCGCCAACCAGUAUAACACGGCCGGUGCCAACUACGGGAGCGGCUACUGCGAUGCUCAGUGCCCCGUCCAGACAUGGAGGAACGGCACCCUCAACACUAGCCACCAGGGCUUCUGCUGCAACGAGAUGGAUAUCCUGGAGGGCAACUCGAGGGCGAAUGCCUUGACCCCUCACUCUUGCACGGCCACGGCCUGCGACUCUGCCGGUUGCGGCUUCAACCCCUAUGGCAGCGGCUACAAAAGCUACUACGGCCCCGGAGAUACCGUUGACACCUCCAAGACCUUCACCAUCAUCACCCAGUUCAACACGGACAACGGCUCGCCCUCGGGCAACCUUGUGAGCAUCACCCGCAAGUACCAGCAAAACGGCGUCGACAUCCCCAGCGCCCAGCCCGGCGGCGACACCAUCUCGUCCUGCCCGUCCGCCUCAGCCUACGGCGGCCUCGCCACCAUGGGCAAGGCCCUGAGCAGCGGCAUGGUGCUCGUGUUCAGCAUUUGGAACGACAACAGCCAGUACAUGAACUGGCUCGACAGCGGCAACGCCGGCCCCUGCAGCAGCACCGAGGGCAACCCAUCCAACAUCCUGGCCAACAACCCCAACACGCACGUCGUCUUCUCCAACAUCCGCUGGGGAGACAUUGGGUCUACUACGAACUCGACUGCGCCCCCGCCCCCGCCUGCGUCCAGCACGACGUUUUCGACUACACGGAGGAGCUCGACGACUUCGAGCAGCCCGAGCUGCACGCAGACUCACUGGGGGCAGUGCGGUGGCAUUGGGUACAGCGGGUGCAAGACGUGCACGUCGGGCACUACGUGCCAGUAUAGCAACGACUACUACUCGCAAUGCCUUUAGAGCGUUGACUUGCCUCUGGUCUGUCCAGACGGGGGCACGAUAGAAUGCGGGCACGCAGGGAGCUCGUAGACAUUGGGCUUAAUAUAUAAGAC
Messenger RNA from Trichoderma reesei QM6a, 1482 nucleotides. RefSeq names its product glycoside hydrolase family 7 (gene cel7b). The record is from RefSeq and is a predicted model, not a curated record. Bases 11 to 1390 code for a protein of 459 amino acids. Gene Ontology annotation, cellular component: extracellular region. Lineage: Eukaryota; Fungi; Ascomycota; Sordariomycetes; Hypocreales; Hypocreaceae. Gene Ontology annotation, molecular function: cellulose binding; hydrolase activity, hydrolyzing O-glycosyl compounds. Gene Ontology annotation, biological process: carbohydrate metabolic process. The transcript is spliced from 3 exons.